AUCACAUCUUUACCUUAAGAAUUGCUUCCUUCAUUUAGCAGGUGUCGUUAUAAACAAGACAGCGAUUAUUUUUCACUCAGCGACCGAUGGGGGCAAAAGUGGCGCACUGCAUGAGAAAUCAGCGAGAGCAGCCAGAAGAAGAAGAAGAAGGGACUUUGCAGCAUAUUUGAUAGUGUGUGCAUUCUUCAGCUUUUUUCUUCAACAACUAUAUUAACUUUGUAUGAAUAUGUAUUACAUAUUUGUAUAACGUAGAUAUUGAAAUGGUGGAAAAAAAAAAUUCCAACUUUAAAAAAGCCCAUGCGCAGUGAACUAAACACCAGGUGAGGCAUAGAGUACGUUUUGAUGGAGGAUAGCUAUUGCUGCUUCAGAUACAAAUACAGAAAGGCCAAUCGUUUGGCCCCGCCCCCUCCUGUGAGUUAGCGGCACAAGAAGGAGGAUGUUCCAUCAUGGCGCCGGCGUUGGACAGGCAAGGUUUCUGGGGUCGGCCCACUUCCACGCUGGACUGGUGCGAAGAGAAUUAUGCCGUCUCCUUCUACAUCGCUGAAUUCUGGAACACGAUCAGCAACCUGAUUAUGAUUAUUCCUCCUAUUUGUGGAGCCAUCCAGACAUUUCGUGAUGGCCUUGAGUUUCGCUACAUCUGCUCUUUCCUUGGACUAGCGGCUGUUGGCGUUGGUUCGUGGUGCUUCCACAUGACACUUCUCUAUGAAAUGCAGCUACUGGAUGAGCUGCCAAUGAUUUACAGCACGUGUGUCUUUGUCUACUGCCUAUAUGAGUGCUUCAAACAAGAGAACAGCGUUAGUUGGUUUCCUGUAGCAUUAUUAUUCAUCUUCAGUGUCACAGUCACUGCGGUCUACUUGCAGUGGAAGGAACCAGUGUUUCACCAGGUUAUGUACGGUGCUUUAGUAGCUUGUCUGGUGAUGCGAUCUGUCUUUAUAGUUACAUGGAUGUAUACAUGGUUGCGGCCUUUGUGUUACACUUCCCUGGGUGUGUUCAUGCUAGGGUUUUUCCUGUGGAACAUUGACAAUGUCUUUUGCGACUCAAUAAGAGCCAGUAGGCAAACACUUCCCCCUGGUGUUGGAGUGCUAACACAGUUCCAUGCCUGGUGGCACAUCUUCACAGGCUUGGGGUCCUACCUGCACAUACUUCUUAGUUUGCAAAUCAGAUCAACUUACCUCAAGCACCGACCAAAAGUAAAGUUUUUAUGUGGCGUUUGGCCCACUCUGCACAUUGAGCCACAAAAGACAAGCUGAAAUGAAGGACCUCCCAAGGGAUGGUGACCCAUCACCUUGAGGACCAACCAUUGCCCCUCGUCUUCAGCUACGGGGAUGUGUGCACCCCAUAAGCCCUGGACUAAUGGAGGACAGUAAGGCACUGACACUACUUUUAUUGGAAACUUCCUUUUUUUUAAACCCAUAAUCAUUUAUUAGAUCAGCUUUCCAGUGAUUUGCUUAUUGUUAAUGCCAAAUUAUUAGGUUCAAUUGUGUGUUACUGAUGCUCAUAAACACCUGUAAUGGAAAUUCUUUAUCUAGGAUAAGGAGAAGAGAAAAUACAGUGAAUCUGCAUUACCUUCACUGGCGUUAGUGCUAGAGCUCCCUUGGACAGACAGAACCCCCACAUCCUUCACAAAACACAAAUUAUUGAGCAAUUAAGUUUGCAUGUUCUCCCGUGACUGCGUGGGUUCCCGCCAGAUACUCCGGCUUCCUCCCACCUCUAAAGACAUGCACCUGGGAAUAGGUUGAUUGGCAACACUAAAUUGGCCCUAGUGUGUGAAUGUGAGUUUGAAUGUUGUCUGUCUAUCUGUGUUGGCCCUGCGAUGAGGUGGCGACUUGUCCAGGGUGUAUCCCGCCUUCUGCCCGAAUGCAGCUUCUUUUUUUUUUUAAAUACCACUCCACUACAAUUUAAAGACAUCAUGAGUCCAUUCCAUAGGUUAGUGUUUUUCUUACCUACCAUUAUUCACUGUUUGACUAAUUUCACUUUAUCAAACCGUUCCACACUACAGAAUAAUAAAAGUAUGUACUACGAUUCUGGCUAAUACUGUAUCAAAUUAAUAUCAGCCAGUAUUCAAGACUCCAAUAUUGGUAUCGGAUCGGAAAUUCAAAGUUGUAUCAAGACAGAAUGUAGUCCAAAAUAGUACAGUGGUUUUAUGAAGUAAUGUAAUAGUUAAGUACAGCAUUUACCUUGGAGAGUAGACCUAUACAGUAUCUCCUUUCAGCUGCUUCUCCGUCAAACACACCAUCAGCAGCUUCCCAUAUUUUAAUAGAUAAAUGUCAACGUGUAAAUAUUAUUUUAACGUCCUCGGCUGGCGUCAUGGACUCAAUUUGCUUCAGUAUGGUACAGGCUUGAAGAUCAACGCUAAGUUAGCCAGCUACACGCUCCGUCAUGUUUUUGAUGAUUUCUGUCUUUAAAGGGGAACAUUAUCACCAGACCUAUGUACCGUAAGCGUCAAUAUAUACCUUAUGUUGCAGAAAAAAGACCAUAUAUUUUUUAACCGAUUUCCGAACUCUAAAUGGGUGAAUUUUGGCGAAUUAAACGCCUUUCUAUUAUUCGCUCUUGUGUGACGUCACAUCGGGAAGCAAUCCGCCAUUUUCUCAAACACAUUACAAACACCGAGUCAAAUCAGCUCUGUUAUUUUCCGCUUUUUUGACUGUUUUCCGUAAUUGGAGACAUCAUGCCUCGUCGGUGUGUUGUCGGAGGGUGUAACAACACAAACAGGGAUGGAUUCAAGUUGCACCAGUGGCCCAAAGAUGCGAAAGUGGCAAGAAAUUGGACGUUUGUUCCACACACUUUACCGACGAAAGCUAUGCUACGACAGAGAUGGCAAGAAUGUGUGGAUAUCCUGCGACACUCAAAGCAGAUGCAUUUCCAACUGGACUGGACAGAUCAGCUUUCAGGAAAAGAGAUCGGAUGAGGGUAUGUCUACAGAAUAUAUUAAUUGAUGAAAACUGGGCUGUCUGCACUCUCAAAGUGCAUGUUGUUGCCAAAUGUAUUUCAUAUGCUGUAAACCUAGUUCAUAGUUGUUAGUUUUCUUUAAUGCCAAACAAACACAUACCAAUCGUUGGUUAGAAGGCGAUCGCCGAAUUCGUCCUCGCUUUCUCCCGUGUCGCUGACUGUCGUGUCGUUUUCGUCGGUUUCGCUUGCAUACGGUUCAAACCGAUAUGGCUCAAUAGCUUCAGUUUCUUCUUCAAUUUCGUUUUCGCUACCUGCCUCACACUACCACCAUCCGUUUCAAUACAUACGUAAUCUGUUGAAUCGCUUAAGCCGCUGAAAUCCGAGUCUGAAUCCGAGCUAAUGUCGCUAUACCUUGCUGUUCUAUGCGCCAUGUUUGUUUGUAUUGGCAUCACUAUGUGACGUCACAGGAAAAUGGACGGGUGUAUAUAACGAUGGUUAAAAUCAGGCACUUUGAAGCUUUUUUUAGGGAUAUUGCGUGAUGGGUAAAAUUUUGAAAAAAAACUUCAAAAAAUAAAACAAGCCACUGGGAACUGAUUUUUAAUGGUUUUAACCAUUCUGAAAUUGUGAUAAUGUUCCCCUUUAAUUAAAUUAAUAUCAUCAACUUCUUCUUCUCAGCACUGUCCUUCACUCUCAUGUUCCUACUUCUCAUGCUUGAAAAAAACAGUUAUGUCCAGUAAGACCGGGUGUUUUGGUCAGAUCUUACAGUGUUCAUUCACUGUGACUUGCACUACACCACUUAGUGGUGGGGGACUAAAAAUUUUGCUCGCAAUCUAAAGCAUAACAAAUAGCCAAGAGAUGGCUCUUAUCUUGAAGAACUUGUGAGCUUAGGUUUGUGUUUUUUUUAAACAAAUAUUACCCUUUAAUUGCCAAUGUUCUUUUUAGAGACACACAUGAACCAACUACUGUACUUUAUUUUACUCACAUGUACACCACUCACCAACGUAAGUUUUGGCUAUUGAACUUUGGGGUGAUAUUAUAUAUUAUAUUUACAGAUGAGCUUUGGUUUUUACACAACUUGCGGUUCUCAAACAAGGAAGUAAACGGCAAAAUGGACACGGGUGUGUGUGCGUGUGUGCGUGCGUGCGUGCGUGCGUGCGAUCCAUGGAUAGAUCAAUAAAUGUCUCGGUUCAAUUAGAACUGGUAUUUAAAAGAAAACUGCACUUUUUUUCCAUUAUCCACAAUCCUCAUGUGAGACAAGAACACACAAGUCUUUGCCUUUUCUGUGCAUUUUAAAUAGCAAAAAACCUCUAGUGUGAGGCGGCUCACAUUGCAGGUAAUAAGACUCGUCUAUUCCGCCUACAAAGCGCUCCAAAAACAGCCAACAAUGCUUUAUUUACAUGAUGUGACCUGCAUAUUAACCAAGAUAUAGCAACAUUGUUAUUAUAAGAGCUUUUAUAUUUUCUGGCAUAGUGACACAUUGCCUUGCUCACACUGCUCCUCCAACCUCUUCUAGCUACUAGCGAGCUUGAGCUGCUAAUAACGUUGGUUGAAACUCUCCAUUAAUAAAAGCAAUUUGAGCUGCUUUUGCUGCUGUAAUAACCUUUUGAGUUAGUACAAUUUCAAGAUAGAUUAUAAAUCAUACACCUCAUCUGUAUAGUAGAAGGGUGUUGCACCAAGUUGGUCAAUUUUGAAAGUUCACACGUGACCAACUCGAUAUUACUGUAAAUGGCUCAACAAAUGUAACACAGCGUAAAGCCGACAACAUCACUAGAAAGCAUUUUUUAUGAGGAUUAUUCUGAAUUUAGCAGCUCAAGGAGAGCACAAGUGCUGAAAGAUACAAACAUCCCAUCAGUCGACAUUGUAAGUCAUUGUUUUAAGUUCCUCUUUAAAAUGUUAGGUAAAAGGGCUACAUGAUAACGCUCCAAAGCUCUCGCCAAGUCUGCUAUUAAUGGUAGCAAACAUUGAAAGUGCUCUCUAUGUUGUUGUUGUUGACAGAAAUAGUGUUCGUUGCUAUGCGCUCUGUGAAAACGAUGUACCCAGGAAAGAAGUAUUGGUAAUGCUUAAAUGAGUAAAAUACUAUAUAUAUUAAUAUAUGAAUGUGCCUGUUACUACAUUACAUCAUAUCCCUAUUACCCGCAUUGUUUGCCCCCUCUUGCUAGCAAUGUUUCACCAUUUAGAAUGCACAGAAAAGGGAAAGUAUGUGUUCUUGUCUCACUUAAAGUUUGGGGAUGACCAAAAAAUAGUGUAGUUCCUCUUAGAACAUCCUUUUCAUCAUGCGGUUCACAUUUUGACAUCACAACACCGAACAAUUGAUCAACUGUACCUCACCAUUCAAACAUGCUGUACUUAGAGGGAAGUAUUAGGUUAGAACAAGGUUGUGUAUUUUUAAAUGAAAAAAUUAUUGAGACUUUUGCCGUUCAGCACCUUGCUAAAGAACAGCGACUUGUGUAAUUGCUGCUGAAACAUUGAAGAGUUGGGCAAGUCUAGCGAGGGUUAAAUGACCACAAUACAGCGGUGCAGCAACUUGAUUUGUUUGUCUUAUUUCUCCGCUUGUGCAACCAUGCAUGACACUGCCACUAGAUGGCGUACAUGCCAACCCUGCCAUGAAAGUUGACCUUCCUCAUCCAUGAAUUUAAUGAUCUAAUGAAGGUUUUGAUUUUAUUGUCUAUGUGAUGAAAAAGGGAACCUGUGUGAAACAUACAGUAAGGUUGUUUUUUUUAACUUAAUGUGGCACAUUUAGUGCCAGUGACUAUUUCUGAACAUACUUUGUUUUUUCAAACAAGUAUUACCAUAUUUCAUAUGUUUGUGCCUGGAAUGUUCAUCACCUCUUGUGUAAAUGAUACGCAGUUUUUCAAAUGUGUGCCUUAUUUGGUGGUAUGCAAGUUAAUCCAUGCUGCCUUAUUUGUUCACAUGAAAAUGACUUUGUGUAGGACAUUACAAGAAUUUGUGCUUCUACUGUAUGUUGUACUACUGAUCACAUGUUAUAGUAACAUUAUAUGUCUUAACAUCAACAUUUACACGUGUAUUCCAAUAUUUCAUGUUGUGUGUAUGAAAUAAUAAAUGUCAUGAAUUGUAAACCAGUGUUUGACGCUAUUUUGCCCAGCAAUUCUGCAAAAAGUUUGGUCAACUUGAUGGUCGCAGCUAUGACCAUGAGUCGUGUUGAUAGCAUGGCGUGUCUUGCCUUGUCUUUUCACAUCGCUCACACCAAAGCAGGUGUGCCAAAUCUGGCCCGUGUAUGGGUGGCUUCCUUAACUGAAUACAUAUUCAUACUGACCCUGUUUCAAGCUCA
Molecule: messenger RNA, 6178 nt
Organism: Nerophis lumbriciformis (worm pipefish)
Lineage: Eukaryota; Metazoa; Chordata; Actinopteri; Syngnathiformes; Syngnathidae
Gene: acer3
Product: alkaline ceramidase 3
Biological process (GO): phytosphingosine biosynthetic process; ceramide metabolic process
Cellular component (GO): endoplasmic reticulum membrane
Molecular function (GO): N-acylsphingosine amidohydrolase activity
Source: RefSeq, a predicted model, not a curated record